CUAUAAGACCCCCCAACCUCAUCUGGUUUCUCAGAGCCUCCAAUCUGUUUUCUCCAAGCGCACACACACACACUCACACACACGCACACGAACACAGAGGCAUGAUAUGGUCCAGGGUGCUCGGCUGCGCAGAUUUCACUUAGAGGGGUCGAGGAGCAAUUGUCAAGACAUGGACUUUAGCCAACAGAGGCACUGAAAACCGCUUGACUGGUUGGACUGGAUGCUCAUUAACUUCAGCUGACCUUGGAAAACUGAAAGGAGGGAAGUCAAACUGUGUGACGCAAGGGUACAUCCAGUUCCAUAAUGGCGAUCCCAAAUGACCUCUCCAUUUUCAACACCUCCGCCCCUCAUUUAACUACAGAGAUCUAUUCAAACAUCUCUUUUACCCCCUCUGCCCAACCCUGCGCAGACUGGCCUCCUGUACCCAUGACCACAGUCAUCCCCACCAUCUACAGCAUUAUCUGCGUGCUGGGAACUGUAGUCAACGCCCUGGCGGUGUCUGUGUUGGCCCACGCCGGUACCUCAAGGAGAACUGUUGCCAACACUUUCAUGCUGAACCUGUGUGUGUCUGACCUGCUGUUCUUGCUGUCACUCCCGCUGUGGGCUGUCUACUACUCCCGGGGCUACAGCUGGCCCUUUGGCCGGGUGGCCUGCAAAAUCUGUGGGUUGCUCCACAACCUCAACCUCUAUGCAUCUAUCUUCUUUAUCACAUCCAUGAGCAUGGACCGCUACCUGGCCAUCGUGCAUCCGCUCCGCUCCCAGAGUGCACGAGACCCCAAACGUGCCCGGCUCACGUGCAUCCUGGUGUGGGUUCUGGCAUGUGCUUGCUCAGCCCCCACCUUUGCUUUGAGGGACACACACCACCUCAAGUGGCUUGAUGUGGAGGCCUGUGUGAUUUUAUAUCCUGACCAUACAUGGUAUAUGACCCUGAUCUGGAUGAAGAUUGUUCUGGCCUUCCUCCUGCCGCUGCUGAUCAUCUCUUGUUGCUACUGUGCUAUUGGCAGACAUUUGUUGGCUGACACGGGGCUGGUAAGAAUGCAAAAUCCGUCGCACCCCUCCAGCAUGCCCUCUUUUAAAUCGGUGGAGUCCCAGGAGAGCUGCGGUAAACCAGAGAGACCUCCGACCCCCUGUGUGAGCCCCAGCUACAGCGGGGGCAGACCCCUGGAGGGCAGGGGGCUGGAGCGGGUUUUGUGGACUGUAGCCGCUGUGGUCCUGGCCUUCUUCCUCAGCUGGUUUCCCUUUCACUGCGUGACCUUCAUAGAUAUGUUGAAGAGCGAGGGCUGGUUAGACAGCUGCUGGGUAAACUGGACUAUCCACAACCUGACCCCGCUCACCCUCUGCUUGGGCUUCUCCAACUCAGCUAUCAACCCUGUGCUCUAUUGCUUCAUUGGAAACCAUUUCCGGGGCCGUCUCGGCAGCCUCUGCAAGGGCCUGUGUGCUUGUUUGAAGGCGCGUGGGGAAGACCACAGCCAGAAGAGGGGCUCCUUCAGCACCAGACUGAGCUCCUUCUCCAGAAAACUCAGUGACCUGAAAGACCUUGCGAUUCUGGAGCCCAGUGGUCCUGCUUAGCCAGCUCCCAGAGAGGACACUUUCCUUUCCCUCCACUGGCUUCACACCCUAAAGAACGAAUGUCAAAUGACUGCUGAACUUGGGAUGUGUGAGAGAGAGCUGGUACUAUAAAAUUCUAUAAAGCUAUAAAACUAUAAAAUUCCAGCAGAGCUCAACUCUGCCCUACAGAGCUAGAAAAAGUAACUACAGAAAAGAUGGAGAUGAGAAAAAAAUGGGUUGAAAGUUUUGAGGCUGGUGAAAACAAUGUGACAAUGUGAAAGGGGUCACUUGUAGUGAUGAAUUAUUCAAGACAUCUGCAGCUCUACGCAGCUUCACUGGGCUUUAUAGUGAAUUUCAGCUCAGUGUUUAGCCGUCCCACCCCCAGCUUUCCUGUUGUGGUUCAUUCUCAUCGCUCUCAUGGUGUUGUUUUCUGCAACAGCAGGCAGCUGCUUGACUUAUUUUCAUUCAAAAAAAAAAAAAGAAAGCACUAAAAAUCCACUGUACACUAUGUGCAGACAAACAGUUAAUGACUGGUGGACAUAGUGGAGCAUUUAGUAGCUAAAGAUCUUUCCCUAAGGAGUUGGUAGAGACCAAAAACAGAAAAACAGAGAGCGCAUAUUGGACCCACAUUCAUCACAUGGACAGAGACGUGACUCCACAUGAAUCAUUAUGUUGCUCUGUAAAUGCUGGAUGUGUAAAUACACAACUGUUUGCUAACAAGUUCUCCAUAUCAACUUAUGUUAAAAUGUGAUGAUGUGUCAUGUGUCAGUGUAAAUAAAUCAGUUAUUAAAAGGUUUAAAGGUACAGAAAAGAGCCUUCAAACCUGUAGGGAGUCCAGCUGAGAUGACACUUACAACUACUCUGCUAAGCUAAUGUUAGGCUCGUUAGCUUUUAGCAGGACUAGUUUAGCUGCUGCUACCGUUUCUGUUUCUUCAUCAUAGUAAGAUUUAGCUGCUGCCUCAUUCAUGUGGGAUUAUUUCUGUAAACUAUUGGAUGAUCACAAUUGACAAAGAGUACAGGAAAGAGACGGUAAAGUUAGCAUUUGGUUUGUGGCUAUCUCACCAGAUAACUUAGCUUAAGCUUUUUUUUUGCAGUCUUGCUAAAUAUACAUGCAGUUUUCUCUAAAAGUAUACUUUUUUGUAACAUAAUAAGGUUUUAUAUCGGAAAACAAAUAUGAAAAAAUCUUAUUUUGCUCUUAAUUCAAUUUUGACUAAAUGUGUAGUUACCCUGUUUUGGCUUUGUAAGGCAGAGCAGGCCAAAAGAGAUUGAAAUAAAGCUAUAUAAGGAUAAUUAUUAACCAGUCGUAACAAUGCUAUUUUUACUUUUCUUUUUGGGAAGAUAUUAUAUGUGUAAUCAUGUAACUUGUACCAUUUAUUUUGUAUUAUUCUCUAAAGAUAGUUUAGAAAUAAAAAAUCACUGCAUUUCUUUGACUGAAGAAGAAAUAAAAAAAAAUGCAGUUUCA
Seriola aureovittata is the source of this 3010-nucleotide messenger RNA. Its product is annotated as type-2 angiotensin II receptor-like. Gene Ontology annotation, biological process: immune response; G protein-coupled receptor signaling pathway. The transcript has 2 exons. Bases 304 to 1569 code for a protein of 421 amino acids. NCBI's taxonomy places the organism in Eukaryota, Metazoa, Chordata, Actinopteri, Carangiformes, Carangidae. Gene Ontology annotation, molecular function: G protein-coupled receptor activity. The record is from RefSeq and is a predicted model, not a curated record. Gene Ontology annotation, cellular component: membrane.